Molecule: messenger RNA, 450 nt
Organism: Acanthamoeba castellanii str. Neff
Lineage: Eukaryota; Discosea; Longamoebia; Acanthamoebidae
Exons: 1
Coding region: 1-450 (149 amino acids)
Cellular component (GO): kinetochore
Source: RefSeq, a predicted model, not a curated record
AUGGACGACAGGGCUACGUACCAAGCGCUGCACGAUUACUUGUUCGAGAAUGAAUCGGCUCUCGAGAUCUCGUUCGCCGAGUUUCAAGAGUGCUUUCCCAAGAAACAUCAGAAAUCGGCAGAAAUCAAGCGAUUGUACCAGGAGGUGAAGAAGGGGCAGCAGGAAGCGAAGCGAACAGUCGUGGCCAAUCUGAAGAGCGAGUAUGCGUUGGUGAGGGGCCGGCCUGAGGACGAAGAGAUCAAGGAGACCCUUGCGGUGCUCAAGGAGGUCGAGCAGGACCUGGAACCAGAGUACAAGCACGCGGUAGAGGACCUGGUCGAUCUGCAAGAGCAACUGCACACGCUGGAAGACAAGCUCAACAAUCUGGCCGAGCACGACCGACCCCUCAAGAAGGCAAAGUUCGACCUGCCCGCCCUCCACGAUCUGAAGGACCGAUUAAACGUUGAUUGA